CUUAAAUUUGAGUUUUACCAUGGAGCGUUUCCCACAUAAAAUUGCAGCAGCUGUAUUUGUUACUGCCUUCAUGCCCCUUAGCGGAACAACUCUCUCUGAUAUUAUCGCUGAGAUCUUAUCCUUUAUUGGAGACUUUGGAGACUCCACAUUUUACUAUGCAAACGGGAAAGGGAAUCCGGCAACAUCAUUCAAGUUGGGCACCCAGUUUACGCGACAAUCUUUAUUACAGAACAGUCCUCCUUGGGAUCUGACGUUGUGGGAAUCGCUGGUGAAAAAAUUUCCUCUAUGGUAUGAACCUCUUUUGUAUACAGCUAAAAACUAUGGAAGUGUUAGGAGAAUAUACGUUGUGUCAAAGGAGGAUAAGCUUCUUGUGGAGGCGUUCCAGAGAAAAACGAUUGUAGAGAAUCCUCCACAAAUGGUGUACGAAAUUGAAGGAUCUGAUCACGCCGUAUUCUUCUCCAAGCCUCUUCAACUGACUGAGGUGCUCAUAAAAAUUGCUAAUAUGUGUGUGUGAAA
Molecule: messenger RNA, 516 nt
Organism: Cryptomeria japonica (Japanese cedar)
Lineage: Eukaryota; Viridiplantae; Streptophyta; Pinopsida; Cupressales; Cupressaceae
Product: putative methylesterase 13, chloroplastic
Exons: 3
Coding region: 20-514 (164 amino acids)
Biological process (GO): jasmonic acid metabolic process; salicylic acid metabolic process
Molecular function (GO): methyl salicylate esterase activity; methyl indole-3-acetate esterase activity; methyl jasmonate esterase activity
Source: RefSeq, a predicted model, not a curated record